Trametes versicolor FP-101664 SS1 is the source of this 606-nucleotide messenger RNA. RefSeq lists its product as uncharacterized. The coding region runs from base 1 to 606 and encodes 201 amino acids. The record is from RefSeq and is a predicted model, not a curated record. The transcript has 3 exons. Lineage: Eukaryota; Fungi; Basidiomycota; Agaricomycetes; Polyporales; Polyporaceae.
AUGGUCAUCAUCACCCUCGCAGCGUACCUCAUCCCUGAUCCGCCCCAUCCACUCGCGGAGGACCGUUGCGGCUUCGCCUUCUGCGAGGUGUGCAUGAAGGAGGCCCCUUACACUUGCUCGGCGUGCCGGACCACUCGAUACUGCUCGCCUCGGUGCCAGGGCGCGGACUGGCGCGUGCACCGGCAGUCGUGCAAGAUCCACCAGAAGCUGAACGAAAUGAACACCCGAAUCGCCCUGACCCCGCCCAAGCGGCCGCCGCUCGGUCAGUGCACCGGCUGCAACACCAAGGUCGGCGGCGAGGGGCGCCGUCUCGCUCUGUGCAAAGACUGUGGCUACCAGGCGUGCGGCUCGUGCGAGCCCCACUACUCCAGAGGGACGUGCUACUGCCCAAACUCGAACUUUGGCAAGAAGUACUGCCAGAUGGAGCCGCGCUGGUACCACACAAACGGCCGCGGACGGGAAUACGCGGGCGACCGCCACCCCGAGACGCAGGGCCAGCCGUACCCGGGCGACAUGUACGAGCGCGACCGACGCGCGUGCGACAAUUGCGGGCUCCUUACGAGGGUCUUCAAGAAGGAAUACCGCGACCCGUGGGUGUGGCACUGA